AAAAUUACGAAAAAACCAAAAAACAAACUGAGGAAAAACUAAAUAAUCUCCAACAGCAAAGAAUUAACCAAGCCUUUACUUGCCGGGGAAUCUGCGGCAAGGUUGUUGGUUUAGAUGAAAAGGCCUAUACGUGGGAGGGAGAAAGUGGUUAUUAUUGUCAAAAUUGUAUCGUUAACAAAAUAAACCAAGAAUAUGACAAAAAACCUAGUCAUCAACCAACAAAUCAGUCAAUUUGUUCUUUAUCAACUAUCGAGAAGAUAACAAAAAAUCAAGAGGUAGAUAUUGACUCCCUAAACCUACCAGAAGCGGACAAAGUUUCUUUACGAGCGGGUCAAAAGAUAAUGAAAGGAGAGGCGGUGAAUAUUGAUAACUUAGCCAUUGAUAACGAAGAUAAGGAAGUUUUAAAAGAAUUACAGAAAGAAAAAAAUAAUCCUUCCUCUUCUGCUUAUAAAGUUAAUUGCCAAGAUUGUGGUAAAAAUUAUCAAUCAAUUGUUGUUCCUGCUCGCUGUCAGCACUGUCGAAGCCGAAAGAUUAAGGUUUAUGAUGAAGCAGGAUUUUUACAAAUUCUUCCGCCUGAUUCUCAAGAAGAUAAUGGAAUCAAAAAUAAGAAAAACGGAGGCUUGGAAUCUGGCGAUCUUGCUUUCGUAAUUAUCGCUAAUCUUAUUUUUUGA
This is a messenger RNA of Diversispora eburnea, 671 nucleotides long. NCBI's taxonomy places the organism in Eukaryota, Fungi, Glomeromycota, Glomeromycetes, Diversisporales, Diversisporaceae. The record is from the annotation of a GenBank genome assembly.